Messenger RNA from Lingula anatina, 1493 nucleotides. RefSeq lists its product as uncharacterized. NCBI's taxonomy places the organism in Eukaryota, Metazoa, Brachiopoda, Lingulata, Lingulida, Lingulidae. The record is from RefSeq and is a predicted model, not a curated record.
AUGUCACCCAUGAUUCCUGCUGCUGCUGCUGUUGCUGCUUCUGCUGUAAUUGUGGAUUUUGUUGGUGCCAAAUGUGUAGCAAACAUCUGUAAAUGUCUUCAUGUGAAUACAAUCCCUCUUUNUGGGAAGGAAGAUUUUGUGUUCUUUGAGGACGAUGAAAAUUUUGAUUGGGAGAGUAUUUUAAACAGUAGCUUUGAAGAUGAUUCUGAAGGAGAGGAGGAUGAGAUCAUACCACCACCAACAAAGAAAGCGAAGAAUAUUUCCCGUAGAAAACCAAUGCCAGCAGUGGGGCGUGCUUCAGCAUUGUCCCGAGAGAAGUUGACCCAGAAUAUUUUGAUGCUUCUACUCACUGCAAUUGAUGUAGUUUUGGGGGACAGCAUUUAUUCAUUAUCUGAGGAUGGUUUGAAUGCACUAGAAAUCCUGAAAGUCACUCACUCAAGAUUGUCAGAGGUUCCUAAAUGGCUUGAGACUUUUAUUUGGGAUGCUUUGACUUCUGGGGACAAAAAAAACCUCCCAAGUGCACAGGUGGAAGGCAUGUGGUCACAGUUUCACUUACUCAGGACACAAUCCGAGUUUACUAAAAAGGGAAUUACAUUUUUGGCUGAAAUCACUGGUCUGCAUUAUUGCUCAUUUGCCUUCAAGCAAACAUUUCAUACCUUAGUGACUGCACUUUUUAAAGAGACUGUUAAGUACAGAGAUUCUAUGGACACAAAACUAUAUUCUUCAUUCGUUGACAAACCCUCAAUGUCAAACUUGGAACAACAAGCAUUGAGAUAUGUGGGAGGAGCCAUGUGCCGAAAGCUAUCGGAUAAAUGUAAAAAGAAUAAGCCUCAUUACAGUGACAUUAUUAAAACAAUGAUGAUGGGGAAAGGCAGUCAGGCUGCUGGGUAUUUGAAGAAUACAUGUAAGUGGGUAAAUACUCUUGAUAGAGGAGGCCUAUUUCACAUAUCAGAUGAGUUAUUUCUGUUUUUAAGAUUGCUUGAGGAGAUUGUUAGCAAACAAUUCUCGACACCAACCCUCAUUCACUACCAUCAUGGCAAUUUAACUUCUCCAAUUUGGGAUUCUGCUCUGAAAAAUUCUUUACUUCUUUCUUACUGGGAGAAAUUGACAACAGGUGCAACAACCAAGGUAAAAAUGGACCUUAUGUACAUGUUCAUACGUCUUUAUAUUACCAUUAGAGGGAACUCUUUUCGAAGAAAACUCUUGGAAAAGUACCAACAGAUCACAAAAACUACUCUGAAAGAAAAGGGGCUAAGAAAAUCUCUUAAGAAUAAAUCAUCUUCAAAAUGAGUCAAAUUGGAUUUAUUUUGGAUCCUAGGUUGAAGACAGACCAGAGAGUCCAGCUCCAUCUCCGAUUAACAAGCUCACUUCAGCUUAACAAGCUCACAACAGUGCUCCUAUUAGAUGGGGACGAGAACAUGAAAAGGACGCCCUCACCCGAUAUCAACAAUUGUACACUGAUCAGAACCACAAUGAUAUCAGCAUCAACAGCU